Molecule: messenger RNA, 3180 nt
Organism: Osmia bicornis bicornis
Lineage: Eukaryota; Metazoa; Arthropoda; Insecta; Hymenoptera; Megachilidae
Gene: Mlh1
Product: DNA mismatch repair protein Mlh1
Exons: 10
Coding region: 471-3065 (864 amino acids)
Biological process (GO): mismatch repair
Cellular component (GO): MutLalpha complex
Molecular function (GO): ATP hydrolysis activity; ATP binding; mismatched DNA binding
Source: RefSeq, a predicted model, not a curated record
GUGACCUCAAGUAUAUACUGUGGUACUAAUGUAAAUCAUAAUUUGAUGUUAUUGAUGAACUAAAAUCAAUAUUUAAAGUAGGAAUCUUCUCGAUUCUUUAUGAAAAUUUCCAGAAUUUUUUUAUCAUGUUGUUUACAAAAGCAUACAACAACAAACGACAAUGUAAUUAGAGAUAUUCUAUAUUAUUAUUUAAGUUGGCUCUGAUCGUUCACUUGAUAUAUAUUUGAGACUUAAAAACUUGGCGCGCAUGUAGGAUUUAAAAGAAUUACGCAAUAUAAUGUAUUUCCAUUAAUAAUACAAAACUGAUUUAAAGAAAAUUGUUUAUUCCCUUCCUUUUUUUACAUCAAAUUUAAUUAUUUUACAUCAUUCACUUUACAAACAUUAUCGAUGAUGAUUUGUGUAAUAGAACAUAAAAUUUAGGAUUCACUUCUAGAGAAUUCUAUCAAAUUCUAGACAUAGUAUUAUUGAAUAUGACAACACCAGGAAAAAUUAAGAAAUUAGAUGAAGUCGUAGUAAAUAGAAUUGCAGCUGGUGAAGUGGUACAAAGACCAGCAAAUGCAUUAAAAGAAUUAAUUGAAAACAGUCUUGACGCAAAAGCUACUAAUAUUCAAAUUAUCGUUAAAGAAGGCGGAUUAAAACUAUUACAGAUUCAAGACAAUGGCACUGGUAUUAGAAAAGAAGAUAUGGAAAUCGUUUGUGAACGAUUUACAACAAGUAAAUUACAAACAUUUGAGGAUCUUCAAUCAAUAUCAACUUUUGGAUUUCGUGGAGAGGCUUUGUCAAGCAUUAGUCACAUAGCUCUUUUAACAAUCACAACAAAAACUGCAGAUGAAAAAUGUGCCUAUAAGGCAUCAUAUAUUGAUAGUAAAAUUAAAGCACCACCUAAACCAUGUGCUGGAAAUCAAGGUACCACAAUAAUGAUUGAAAACUUGUUUUAUAAUGUUGCAACACGAAGAAAGGCAUUAUCAAAUCCAGUUGAGGAAUUCAACAAAAUCACAGAUGUUGUUACAAAAUAUGCGGUACAUAAUCCUAAUGUAGGAUUUGUAUUGAAAAAGCAUGGUGAAAUAACACCUCAGGUUCGUACACCACAUAAUUCAACUAAAAUGAACAAUGUAAGAAUAUUGUAUGGUAACUCUGUCUUUCGUGAAUUAUUAGAAGUGGAACUUACAGAUAAAGCCCAUAAAUUCAAACUGCAUGCUUUAAUAACAAACCCAAAUUGUACCAAUAAAAAGAUGAUGCUUCUGCUGUUCAUCAAUAAUAGAUUAGUAGAAUCUUCUUCAAUCCGUAAAAUGUUAGAAGAGCUUUAUACUUUCUAUCUUCCAAAAAAGACUCAUCCAUGGUGUUACAUAUCUUUAGAAAUUGAACCACAGAAUGUUGAUGUCAAUGUACAUCCAACAAAACAUGAAGUUAAAUUUCUUCAUGAAAAUGCUAUUAUUGAAAAAAUAAAACAAAGUUUAGAUGAAAGACUUUCUGGAAACAGUGCCUCCAGAACGUUUUAUGUGCAAGCGCGGUUACCGAAGGCAGAUAUUACUAAAGAAGUUUUAAAAGAAGUUUUGCCGGAAUAUGAGCAAGAAAAUAAUGAUAAAACAAAAAAAAUUCGCCCUCAAGAAAUGAUCAGAACUGAUUCAUCUGAUCAGAAAUUAGACAAAUUUAAUUUUACUAUUCAUACGGCGAUGAAACAUGCUAGGAAUGUUGAUAUUAUUCCGUCUGAUAAUCGUACAAGUAACGUCGCGCAAAAUGAAUCAAUUCCAAAUGAUUAUAUGUUAGAUAAAGAAACAGAUAAUAUACAAUGCUUAACAUCAAAUGCAGGUGAUAUAAAGCAGAAAAAUAUAUCAACCCCAAUUGAAGUGAAAGAGACAGAAAAAUCUACACCAUGGAGUCAUAUAAUUAAUGAUACAAGUCCAUCUGCAUCGUCAGAGUUAAUAGUACCUACUACUUCUAACGUAGCUUCUACAACUAAAAAUGACAAUAAACAAGACGAGUACAGAUUAGAUAAUAUAGACGAAAUUUUUGAAAUUACAAAUGACAGUUUUAACGAAAAUAUAAUAAAUGAUUCUAUGAAAAAUAAAAAUGAUUCUAUAAAAGAAAAAUGCAUUGAUGUAAUCGCGGACAAAGCGCGUAAACAAGUGUACAAAUGCUUCGGAAAUAAAAAUACCGUAUCAGAGAAGGAAGAAACUAUUACGCGUAAAGAAGAAACAAAGGUUGACAAAACUGACGAAAAUAAAUUUGAUGAAAUAAAAAGCACAGAUGCACAAUCUUCAAAUGAGACUGAUAAUAAAAAAGAUGAUGUUGAGAGUAAACGUGAGUUUAAGUCGUAUUCUAUAAACAAUUUUAGGAGAGAAGUAAAGUUAACAAGUGUAUUAAAAUUACGCAAAGAAAUAGAAAAUGAAUGUCAUGAAGGGCUGAAGGAAAUUUUAGCAGGCUUAAGUUUUGUUGGUUGUAUAGAUGAGUCGUCUGCUCUCAUUCAAAGUGGAGUUAAUUUAUAUCUCUGCGACACGAAAAAAUUAGCGGAGGAGCUUUUUUAUGAAAUUAUGCUUUAUGAUUUUGCGAAUUAUGGAGUCAUAAAAUUUUCAGAAGCAAUUCCUUUAUACGAAUUAGCAAUAUUAGGAUUAAAUACAGAAGAAGCUGGGUGGACAGAGGAUGAUGGACCAAAAGAAGAACUAGCUACAAGUGUUAAGGAAUUGUUAUUGGAAAAGGUGGAUAUGUUAAAGGAGUAUUUCUCUAUUGUUAUAGACAAGCAGGGAAACUUAAAAUCUUUGCCAGUAUUACUAGAAAAAUAUUUUCCAAACGAAGCUGGUCUUCCGCUUUAUAUAUUGCGUCUAGCUACUGAGGUAGAAUGGUCGGCAGAACAACCAUGUUUUCGAACGGUUUGCAGAGAAACGGCAAAAUAUUACAGUCAAAUGAAUCCUGUACAUAAUUCUCACGACUGGAAGUAUAUUACAGAACAUGUUUUAUAUUCUGCAAUUAAAGAGAGUUUACUUCCUCCUAAACAUUUUGCACAUGAUUCGACAAUACUACAGAUAGCCAAUUUGCCCGAUUUGUACAAAGUUUUUGAGAGAUGUUAGAUGUAUUUAAUGAUUGGACAUUCAUCAAGAAAGGUAAUAAAUACAAAACAUGGUAUGAAAAAAAGGAAUGAUUUGUUUAACUACAUAUACAUCUAUUUUCAUUAAUAAAAGAAAA